UGACAACAGGUCGUCGCAAACACGACGUCAUUCCUUUAUCAGGAACAGAAAAGGGUGACAUGCACUCCAGAUCUUAUUUACUGUUGGAGAGAGAAUAUCUUGAGCAGCAGAAAGCCAAUCUUUUUGGCAUAGUAGCAGAACCAGUCAAUGACAACUUGCUUGAAUGGGUAGCUAAAGUAAGGGGGCUCAAGGAUUCUCUAUGGGAAGGUGGCACAAUCCAGCUGUCCAUACAGUACAGCGAAGACUACAACACUGUCCCACCUGUGGUGAGAUUCAGCACUAUCCCAUUCCAUCCCAACGUGAACAAGGACACUGGCCGGCCAUGCAUUAGCUUCCUGGAUAAUAAAGACGAGUGGGACUCAAGAUUUUCACUCACCAGCAUUUUGCUUGCAGUUCAGGUAAUGUUAUCCAACCCAGUCCUAGAAAAUGCAGUAAAUCUGGAGGCUGCUGAAAUGCUAAGGACCAGCCCAUCAUUAUUCAGACAGGUGGUGUUAGACUGUGUCAGGAACAGCCGACAGCUGGAGAGUGGACACAGCAUCCACGAAGAUCUGGUUAUGUCUCCAUGUUUUCCAGGAUUGGAAGGAGCAGAGAUUGGCAUGGUGCAUGUCAGAAAUGUCAAAAGAAUCUCUUUUGAAGAAUAUUUGAAAACCUGGUCUGGGAUUGCCACAUCAAAGGCAUCACAAAAUCAGAAAAAUCCAUUGCUGGAGGGACUGCUGUGUGACCCAUACUUACAUGCAAUGCACUAUGGACUCCAAGGGACAGGAAUACUGGAGGAAGCUCUAGCACAGAAUGAAGCGUUUAAAACCAUCAUGUAUGGACCUGCUGAAAAGUCAAAGAAAUCUCAGAUCACAGUAGAUGAAAAGCUAGCAAGAAUUCACCAAAUGAAAAGAGUUUAUCUGCUAAAGAGAACACCAGAGGCCGUCACUCAUCUUCAGUCGUCACGGGACACUCCCUGCAGCCUACAAAGAGAGGAGCAGUGGGAGAGGGAGGUGGACAACUUGGUCGCCUGGACGAACUCUCUUUCAUUGGAAGAGCUGGAGGAAGACUGAGCAGCAGAAAGCUCAAUUCCAGCAAAACAAUGGCAGCAAUUAAAACCACAAAACCACCUCAGAAGUAACAUAUGGCAUAUCUGCUUUUUAUAGCUUGAUUUUUUUUAAUAAUGUUUACCAUGUCACAGGCAUGCUAGCAAUAAUAAACAGGUAACAGCUCCACUCGGUUUGCGUGACCAUAGUGUAUGUUAUUGAACAGUUGCCCGUUAAGUCAAUGCAAUUCAAAGGUGGAGGAAAAGUGUAAGUUAAAAAAAAACAAAAAAGGAAAAGGAAGGAGAAGAGUACAAACUUAUUUCCUCCGAGCUAACUUUUUAUAUAUCUGCCUUUAAUUGUGAGCUAGGUCAACUUGUGUUCCCCUGGGGCUGACAAAAAAGCCACUUGAUUACAAAAGCAGUUUUUUCUGUGUUUAUCCAUGGACUUGUUUGGGUUCCCUGCUUCUUAGAUCUUUUGAAUUGUCCAUAAAUCCUGAGCUGGAAAUGUUAGACAGGCGAAGCACUCACAAAAGCAAUGAAGAAUAAACAAACAAUUUUGGCGGUUCGGCUUACUGAUGAUGGUUUAGUCACUUGCAGUUGAUGGAUCCCAGAGACAUGUUUCUGAAAGGAAUUAAACCAUAGCGGCAACAUCGCUGGUUAAUGUUUUCCAUGUGCUUGAAGACUUUCUGGGUGAAAAAGUACCUCCUAGAUUGCAUCCUGUGUCUGUUUCCACUCAGUUUCCAAAUAUUUUUUUCUUUUUUCUGAGCCCCUGUUUCUAAGUUUAAAAAAGGAAAAGAUUAAAAAAAAAACAUUGAGAGUUACUGUAUGAAACCUAACCUUGAUAGAUGCAGAUAUAAUUGAACCCUGUCCUGCCUUUAAAUCUAAAUACUGCUUAAGAGAUGUGAAUUUGGUCAUCCUAUUUUAUUUACCUUCAACAAUGUGUUCUACAAACUGCUGACUGUACUCUGAUCUUCUUUUGUUACCUAAUCUCCUUUGAUGUCUUUACUUCCUGAGUCCAGCUGAAGCAUAAUGAAUCAUGAUGCACUGUUCAUCGAACAAUGAGCAAGACACACAAAAGGGGGAUACUAAUAACUGCUCAAUGUUUUAAUAUGAGGAAAUAAUGAUAAUUCAGAAGCUCAAUAUUCCUGGAGAUAUGGUUAAUAUCCUGCUGUCUUUAUAACUCUUGAACAGAUAACUCUUGAACAAUUCUGUGUUUAUUCAUGUUGUCUGCCAUUUUGAAACAACACAGAUCCACUAAAUGUAUACUGAAAAAAUUUAAACAACUGUCCACAGGAUAGUUUUAGGAAGACUGCCAUGUAUACUGUAUAUAUACUGUCAUAUAUGAUUAAAUGGAACAGUGUUUUUCAGUAUGCUUAAUAAAGGCCCAUUUUGUGGCAGUCAUCCUAGGCCAAAAAUAUAAAAUGA
Molecule: messenger RNA, 2446 nt
Organism: Lepisosteus oculatus (spotted gar)
Lineage: Eukaryota; Metazoa; Chordata; Actinopteri; Semionotiformes; Lepisosteidae
Product: ubiquitin conjugating enzyme E2 U
Biological process (GO): proteasome-mediated ubiquitin-dependent protein catabolic process; DNA repair; protein polyubiquitination
Cellular component (GO): HULC complex
Molecular function (GO): ubiquitin conjugating enzyme activity
Source: RefSeq, a predicted model, not a curated record